AUGUUCCGUGUAAUAACCCGUGGAGCACAUACUGCUGCUUCUCGUCAAGCACUUAUAGAGAAGAUCAUUCGAGUUGAUCAUGCUGGAGAGCUUGGAGCCGAUCGGAUUUACGCUGGACAGUUGGCUGUUUUGCAAGGUUCAUCUGUUGGUUCAGUAAUCAAAAAGAUGUGGGAUGAGGAGAAAGAACAUUUAGAUACAAUGGAAAGAUUAGCUGCUAAACACAAUGUACCUCAUACUGUUUUCUCUCCAGUUUUCAGUGUGGCUGCUUAUGCUCUCGGUGUCGGUUCAGCACUUCUAGGAAAAGAAGGUGCAAUGGCUUGUACAAUUGCAGUUGAAGAACUCAUUGGACAACAUUAUAAUGAUCAAUUGAAAGAACUCCUUGCCGACGAUCCUGAAACACACAAAGAAUUGCUGAAAAUUCUCACAAGAUUACGUGAUGAGGAGCUUCAUCAUCAUGAUACUGGAGUAGAACACGAUGGAAUGAAGGCUCCAGCCUACUCGGCUCUCAAAUGGAUUAUUCAAACUGGAUGCAAGGGAGCUAUUGCGAUUGCUGAGAAAAUUUGAACAAUUUCAAUAAUGUGUCCCUUUUCUUCCAUGGUUCUUUGCAAAAUAUCCCCAUAGACGCUGCUAUUCCCCAGAUUCUAGAUGAUCCUCAACUCUUUGUAAAAACAACUUUUUUGAAAAUAUUUUCUCGUUAGAAAUGUCCGACUGACCACUGCAGAUAAACAAUAUUCUAGUUC
Caenorhabditis elegans is the source of this 740-nucleotide messenger RNA. It is a transcript of the gene clk-1, whose product is annotated as NADPH-dependent 3-demethoxyubiquinone 3-hydroxylase, mitochondrial. Bases 1 to 564 code for a protein of 187 amino acids. Gene Ontology annotation, biological process: ubiquinone biosynthetic process. Gene Ontology annotation, cellular component: mitochondrial inner membrane; mitochondrion; extrinsic component of mitochondrial inner membrane. The transcript has 5 exons. The record is from RefSeq and is marked reviewed. Gene Ontology annotation, molecular function: monooxygenase activity; 3-demethoxyubiquinone 3-hydroxylase (NADH) activity; oxidoreductase activity, acting on paired donors, with incorporation or reduction of molecular oxygen, NAD(P)H as one donor, and incorporation of one atom of oxygen. Lineage: Eukaryota; Metazoa; Nematoda; Chromadorea; Rhabditida; Rhabditidae.